Molecule: messenger RNA, 918 nt
Organism: Ogataea haglerorum
Lineage: Eukaryota; Fungi; Ascomycota; Pichiomycetes; Pichiales; Pichiaceae
Exons: 1
Coding region: 1-918 (305 amino acids)
Cellular component (GO): plasma membrane
Source: RefSeq, a predicted model, not a curated record
AUGGGCACCUACACCUGGCAGUCGAGCUCGCAUUGCUCGUCGGAGUGCUCGUCCUACAAAUACAUCGCCCUGACUAACGGAAACGAGUGCCACUGCGGCGACGACCAGCCGCUGUCGUCAGACUCCUCAAAUAGCUGCGACACCGCUUGCGACGGGUAUCCGUCUGAGAUGUGCGGCGGCAGCAACGCCUACACGGUCUACGGGCUGAGCGACGACGACACGUACGACGACUCGUCGAGUCUGGCCGCGUCGUCGAGCACCGGCUCUUCCGGCACGUCCUUCAGCACGUCGUCUCCGGCCUCGCCGUCUUCCGUCUCCUCGUCGUCCUCGUCGACCAUCGCACAAACAACACAAUCAUCCAGCUCCUCCAGCUCCACACAGGAGUCCACGUCCUCCACAGAAACACCCACAACCAGCUCGCAGAGCUCGAGCUCGUCCACGCCUCCAACCGCGACCGCGGCGGUGCUCACGUCGACGGUGAGCGAGGAGGGCUCGAAACAGACCACGGUGGUGUACAUCACGCAGUCCACAAGCCUGGCGUCUGCAUCCGCUACAGCAGACUCGAGCCCGCGCUCGGGCUCCAAGUCGUCGAACAAGGGAGCCAUCAUCGGAGGAGCCGUGGGGGGCGCUGUCGGAGCGUCGAUCCUGAUCGGCUUGGUGUUCUUCCUGGUCUUCCGAAGACGCCACAACAGCGGCGACGACACCGCCGUGGACGAUCUCGCGUACGAGGAGGCCCUCAAGUCCAACCGCGAUCCUUUCGCCUCUGCGGAGGACGACCUGUACUCGUCGGACAACGGGUCUGGCUCCGGGCGAAUAAUGCUCGGCCGCAGACGCCUGAGCGACGGCUCGCUCGCCGACGCGGCCGACUACUACAAAAAAGUGCUCAAAGUCGCGAAUCCGGACGACGAUAAGAACUAG